Messenger RNA from Panicum virgatum (switchgrass), 2228 nucleotides. RefSeq names its product alpha-1,3-mannosyl-glycoprotein 2-beta-N-acetylglucosaminyltransferase-like. Gene Ontology annotation, cellular component: Golgi apparatus. The record is from RefSeq and is a predicted model, not a curated record. The transcript has 19 exons. NCBI's taxonomy places the organism in Eukaryota, Viridiplantae, Streptophyta, Magnoliopsida, Poales, Poaceae. Bases 490 to 1818 code for a protein of 442 amino acids. Gene Ontology annotation, molecular function: alpha-1,3-mannosylglycoprotein 2-beta-N-acetylglucosaminyltransferase activity.
CGAGCGAACUGCUCUGCUCGCGAGUGUCCGCCUGCUCGCUGCCGCCGCCGCCGUCGCUCCUCUCGCUCCCCCUGCUCGCUGCCGCCGCCAUCGCUCCCCCCUCUCUCCCCCCGCUCGCUGCUGCCGUCGCCCCCGGUUCCUCCCCCCGCGCUCGCAGCCGUCGUCGCCCCGCUCUCCCCCCUCCCACCCCCCGCGCUUCGACGCUGCUGUCUCCUCCGACGCCGUGGCCUGCUCUCCGAUCGGCCGCGGCACGCCGCAGCUGCCCCCGGAGAUCACGCCGAUCCGAUCCGUCGCAGCCUUGCCUGCCUGCUUUCCCUCCAACGCCGACGCCGACGCCAUCAGGAUCCACGGGGUCUCCUGGUUGCCACUGCAACACCUGUCGUCUGUUUCACAGGAUACAAAAGCAGGUGUAAUCUGUCGAACCGCAACAGAUUGGGUGGUGUCAUGCUCAUCCAUUGAUAGUAGCCAAAUCCCUAUAUCCUGGCAGCGAUGGCUCGAAGCCCCUGCGACCUCCGCCUCCUCCUCCUUGCUGCCACUGUAGCUUUCAUCUACAUCCAGGUGCGCCUCUUCGCAACACAAUCCCACUAUGCUGACCGUCUUGCAGAAGCAGAAAAAUCUGAAAAUCAAUGCACCAGUCAAUUAAAGUCCUUGAUUGAUCAAGUCAGCAUGCAGCAGGAGAAGAUUGUAGCAUUGGAAGAGAUGAAGAUACGGCAAGAUGAAGAACGUGCACAUCUGAAGAUUCUCAUACAGGAUCUUGAAAAAAGGAGCGUGCAGAAGUUACUAAACAAGAAUGUGGUUCCUGUUGCUGCUGUUGUCAUAAUGGCUUGCAAUCGACCGGACUAUUUGGAGAGAACAGUUGAAUCUAUCCUGAAGUAUCAGACAUCAGUUGCUUCAAAGUUUCCGCUUUUUAUAUCUCAGGAUGGAACAAAUGGAGCUGUGAAAAAGAAAGCUUUGGAUUAUAAACAGAUAACAUAUAUGCAGCAUUUAAAUCUUGAACCCGUGCGAACUGAAAGGCCAGGGGAAUUGACAGCAUAUUACAAGAUUGCUAAACAUUAUAAGUGGGCCUUAGAUGAGCUAUUCAUUAAACAUAACUUUGCUCGAGUAAUCAUUCUAGAAGAUGACAUGGAGAUUGCCCCGGAUUUUUUUGACUACUUCGAGGCUGCAGCUAAAUUACUUGAUAAUGACAAGACAAUUAUGGCCGUUUCUUCUUGGAACGACAAUGGGCAAAAGCAGUUUGUUAACGACCCAAAAGCACUUUACCGCUCGGAUUUCUUUCCUGGGCUUGGAUGGAUGUUAACAAAGUCCACUUGGCUUGAACUGUCACCAAAGUGGCCAAAAGCUUAUUGGGAUGAUUGGGUGAGGCUAAAGGAGAUACAUGGAAACAGGCAAUUCAUACGUCCGGAAAUCUGUAGAACAUACAAUUUUGGCAAACAUGGAUCAAGCUUGGGACAAUUCUUCGAGCAAUAUUUGGAACCCAUUAAGUUAAAUGAUGUUCAUAUUGACUGGAAUUCAGAGGAUCUGAGUUACCUUGGGGAGGAUAAGUUUUCAACCAAAUUUGGAAAAGAGGUGGCUAGUGCCACGCCUCUCCAUGGAUCAGAUGCUGUGUUGAAAGCCCACAGCAUGGCUGCAGAUGUAAGGAUCCAAUACGAUGAUCAGGAAGACUUUGAGCGGAUAGCUCGUCAAUUUGGAAUAUUCGAAGAAUGGAAGGAUGGCAUCCCAAGAACUGCUUACAAAGGAGUAGUGGUCUUCCGGUACAAGAGUAGUAGAAGGCGGAUAUUUCUUGUGAGCCCAGAUUCUCUUCGUCAGCUUGGGGUGUAGUGGUGUUGAGAAGAUAAAUUUCACCAUGGAGCCAGUGGUGAAUCCUUUUUUUUUAUCAAAUGGCAAAUGUUGGCGGAUGGUCUAUUGAUUUCUGCCAGCAUGGAGCAACUGGGAUGCAUGGCGAAGAAAUUUUUGAGAAGUGCCCAAGGGCCAAGGUACUGAGAACAGAGGGGCUUGGUUUAUUGGAACAUUUGAUACAUCAGUAUUAUUUUUUUUUCCCAUGAAUACGUAAAUGUUUAGAUAGAAAGGGACGCUGAAACUGUGGUGUAUUUUGGGUUUACACGAUGCUGUGGUAUAUACAAAUAGAGAAUGUAGUAGCAGGGCAGUAGCUGACCUGACAUACUCGGUCGUUUUGGGGUAAGAAAGGUGGAUUUUUUUAUGAUAAAAAACAUUCAUGUGAUGCCUCCUUA